AUGUCCAACACCGAAAGAACAUUCAUCGCCGUCAAGCCAGACGGUGUCCAAAGAGCCCUUUUCCCUGAGGUGCUCAGAAGAUUCUCGCAAAAGGGCUUCAAGUUGGUCGGCAUCAAGCUGACCUUCGCCAAGGAGGAGCUCUUGAGAGAACACUACUCGGACUUGCAAUCCAAGCCUUUCUUCCCAUCGUUGCUCUCCUACAUGAUGUCGGGCCCUGUCCUCGCCACCGUCUGGGAGGGUAAGGACGUGGUCAAGCAGGGUAGAGCGUUGUUGGGCGCCACCAACCCAUUGCAGUCCGCUCCAGGCACCAUCAGAGGCGACUUCGCUCUCGACAUGGGCAGAAACAUCAUCCACGGCUCCGACUCCGUCGAGUCUGCCGAGAAGGAAAUCGCCUUGUGGUUCAAGAAGGACGAGCUCGUCUCCUACAAGUCCGAGAUGUACGGCUGGAUCUACGAGUAA
Pichia membranifaciens NRRL Y-2026 is the source of this 459-nucleotide messenger RNA. RefSeq lists its product as hypothetical. The record is from RefSeq and is a predicted model, not a curated record. The transcript has a single exon. Gene Ontology annotation, biological process: CTP biosynthetic process; GTP biosynthetic process; UTP biosynthetic process. Bases 1 to 459 code for a protein of 152 amino acids. Lineage: Eukaryota; Fungi; Ascomycota; Pichiomycetes; Pichiales; Pichiaceae. Gene Ontology annotation, molecular function: nucleoside diphosphate kinase activity.